Molecule: messenger RNA, 2117 nt
Organism: Dipodomys spectabilis (banner-tailed kangaroo rat)
Lineage: Eukaryota; Metazoa; Chordata; Mammalia; Rodentia; Heteromyidae
Gene: Arhgef37
Product: Rho guanine nucleotide exchange factor 37
Exons: 12
Coding region: 6-2030 (674 amino acids)
Cellular component (GO): cytoplasm
Molecular function (GO): protein binding; guanyl-nucleotide exchange factor activity
Source: RefSeq, a predicted model, not a curated record
UGAACAUGGCCAAUCCUGAGGCAGAUGAGCUCUCCUCCAGGUCAGAGAGUCCCAGCCUGGAAGGUCAGGCUGAGGACAGAUCUCUGCUUCAUCAGAGGCUGGCCAUCAGGGAGCUCAUGGACACAGAGGUCUCCUAUCUACACAUGCUCCACCUCUGCACCUCUGACAUCAGGAGCCGCCUCCAGCAGCUGCUGCCAGGGGAUCUGAAUGUCCUGUUCUCAAACAUGGAUGAGAUUGUCCAGGUGAACAGCCGAUUUCUUCAUGGGCUUCAGGAGACAGCAUCCAAGGAAGAGGAACAAGUGCACCUCAUCGGUAAUUUAUUCCUGGAAUUUCAAGAGGAGUUUGAGCGUGUUUAUAAGGUCUACUGUGCCAGCUAUGACCAGGCCCUGCUGCUGCUCAAGACGUACCGGGAGGAGCCAGAGCUGCAUCAGGAGAUCCAGAGCAUCAUUGAGACAGUGGUGCCCCAAGCGGGAGCUUCAGGUCUCAGUUUCUUCCUGGUAACCCCUCUGCAGAGGAUCACUAAGUACCCAUUGCUGCUGCAGAAGAUCCUGGAGAAUACUCACCCUGAUGCCAGUGCCUACCCUGCCCUCCAGAGGGCUGCGUCUGCUCUCCAGGAUGUGAACGCCAACAUCAAUGAGUACAAGAUGCGCAAGGAAGUGGCCUCUAGGUACACCAAGGCAGAGCAGCUGAGCCUCCGAGAGCGGCUGGCCCGAAUCAACACGCACACCCUGUCCAAGAAGACCACCCGGCUGAGCCAGCUGCUAAAGCAGGAGGCAGGGCUGGUGCUCAAGACAGAAGACAAGGAAUUUGAUGAGUUGGAGGAGAGGUUCCAGUGGGUGUCCCUCUGUGUGACUGAGCUGAAGAGCAACAUGGCUGCUUAUAUGGAUAAUCUAGAGGCUUUUCUCCGAUUCCGGCCACACGAAUGCAAUCUGGACAUCCCCGGGGGCUCUGUUGAGCAGUACUGCAGCCUGGCGAGAGACCUUCAGUGCCAGGCCUUCCUGGAGUUUAAGCAGCGGCUGCAGGCCCUGGUGUGGCAGCCUCUGUGCAGCCUGGCCAGAGCCCUGGCUGGUCCUCAGAACCUGAUCAAGAAGCGCCUGGACAAACUUUUGGACUUUGAGCGGGUGGAAGAGAAGCUGCUGGAGGUGGGCAGCGUGACGUACGAGGAGGAGGCCACGCGGCACACGUACCAGGCACUCAAUGCCCUUCUGGUGGCCGAGCUCCCGCAGUUUAACCAGCUGGUCAUGCAGUGGCUGGGCCAGAUCCUGUGCACGUUCGUGGCCCUCCAACAGGACCUGGCUGAGCAGGUGCUGCAGAGGGCAGGCAGUAGCAUGGCCCAGCUACCCCAUCACGGCCUCUCAGAGCCGGCCUUCAGAAAGCUGGUGGAAGACAUGCUAGGCCAGAGCAGUACCCAGCUUCGAGCCUUUCAGGAGGACUUUGAGAAAGUGCUGCCACCUCCCAUGGCUCAGCCACUGGUUCCUGGCUCUGAGCGCCAGGUGCAGGCCCUGAUGAACAGGUAUGGCCUUGGGAAGUUGUACCAGGUGACAAGCAAUGUCAGUGGAGCUGGAACCCUGGACCUGACACUACCACGGGGCCAAAUUGUGGCCCUUCUUCAAAACAAGGACACCAAAGGCAACAGCAGUCGCUGGCUGGUAGACACCGGGGGACACCGGGGAUAUGUGCCGGCCGGGACACUGCAGCCGUAUCACGCCGUUCCCAGUAAGAAGGAGCUCAGAGGUCAGGCGGGGCAACAUGAGGACUCCAAACACCCAGCACCAGAGCCCACCUCAGCCCCCGUCCCCUGUGCCCCAGCCGUGGCCCAGGUGGUGGCAGUGUACCCUUUCGUGGCCAGAAGCAGCCAUGAAGUGAGUUUGCGGGCCGGCCAGCCGGUGACAGUCCUGGAGGCCCAGGACAAGAAGGGGAACCCGGAAUGGAGCCUGGUGGAGGUGGACGGACAGAGGGGAUAUGUGCCUUCCGGUUUCCUGGCCACGGCCCCCAGCCCAGCUCCAUGGGGCUGGAGUCUACCCUGUUAGGGUGCCCAGUCCAUGUGGCUGAGGAUGGGAGGGGCUGAGAGGCAGGGCCCCCGGGGGAGGGGAAGGAAGCAAGGAGGACAUGGGGGG